Papaver somniferum (opium poppy) is the source of this 1812-nucleotide messenger RNA. Its product is annotated as protein trichome birefringence-like 2. Gene Ontology annotation, cellular component: Golgi apparatus. The record is from RefSeq and is a predicted model, not a curated record. The transcript has 5 exons. NCBI's taxonomy places the organism in Eukaryota, Viridiplantae, Streptophyta, Magnoliopsida, Ranunculales, Papaveraceae. Bases 17 to 1588 code for a protein of 523 amino acids. Gene Ontology annotation, molecular function: O-acetyltransferase activity.
AAAAUCUCUGCAGGUCAUGAAGAAGCUUAGGAUUUCGGAUACGUUAAGUCACUUAUUAGGAACAGCACCAUCAUCGCCGUCAUCUCAUUUGAGGAGAAAAGGAUUGCUGAUAUCAAUAUUUCUUGGUUUUGGUUUCGUUCUUGGAGGUUCGAUACUUGUUCUUACAAUUAUUAACUUCAUGUGUCCAUCUUUUUUUCCUCAAAACCAUCUCGAUAUAUACUAUCUCAAGUUUUCAUUUCCCCGUUGGCAGAACUCUCCGACCCGAACUAGUACUAGUAGUCCCAUUUCUUCUGCUAACAAUAAUGUGACGCAAACGUAUGAUCAUGAACAUACGGUAAACAGUUUGAAUUAUACCUCGUCAAGUAAUAUUGUUCCAAUUGAUCAUACUCCUGGAGCAUUAGUGGUUACAAAAGAUACUUAUUCUGUUCCAACCUCAUCAACUAAUAAUUUUUCUAGUGAUAGUAAUUGUACUAAACCAUAUGAUCUGAAGAAACUAGCAAACGGUAGUGUAAAUUCUCCUGGUGGUGGUGAAUGUGAUAUUUUUGAAGGUGAAUGGGUAAUGGUCGAUGAUCGAAAACCAUAUUAUCCUCCGGGUUCUUGUCCUUACAUCCAAACUCAAGCUACCAAUUGCUAUAGUAAUGGAAGACGUGAUGUUGAGUACUUAAAAUGGCAAUGGCAGUGGCAAUCUCACCCAACAAAUGCAGGGUGCUGUAAGAAUAUACCGAGCUUCCUCAAUGCAACCGAUUUGCUAGAGAGAUUGAGAGGAAAGAAGUUGGUUUUUGCAGGGGAUUCCUUGAAUAGGAAUAUGUAUAAGUCUAUGGUAUGUAUAAUUUGGAAUGCUAUUUCAGAUAAGAGCAGAAUUAUAAGCAGCGGAGGAGAUUUCAGCAUAACGUACAAGGACUACAAUUGUACCGUAGCAUUUGUGUGGACUGCAUUUCUUGUAAACCAUCUCGGUGUAUUUACACCAGAAAAGGAGACAAUAAGAUUGGACUUGAUUGACGAGUUAUCAGCAUCUAGAUACCGUGACGCUGAUAUUAUAGUUUUUGAUGCAUGGCAUUGGUGGAAUUAUCAGAAAACUCAUGACGGAAUUAACUUUUUUCAAGAGGGCGAUUACUUGUACUCGAAACUGGAUAUAAAUAUAGCAUACACGAAGGCCCUUACUACUUGGAGUAAUUGGAUUGACAAGAACAUCGAUUCUAACAGAACCCAAGUUGUUUUCAGAGGAUUUUCGCUUACCCAUUUUGCAGGAGGGAAAUGGAACACCGGUGGAGGAUGCAACCUGGAGACGGAGCCAAUUCCGUGUAAUGAAACAUAUGUAAAGCCAUCCCCUAUACAAUGGGAAAUACUAGAAGGCACUCUUGGAAAAAUGAAGACUGAUGUACUGUACCUGAACGUCAGUAAGCUUACGUAUUAUCGAGCUGACGCACACCCUUCCGUGUAUGGCAAAAAUUACACUGUACAAGAAAGAAUUAAAGCUCCUCAGGACUGCAGUCAUUGGUGCUUACCAGGUGUACCUGAUACAUGGAACGAGUUGUUGUAUGCUUCUCUUUUGAAGGCUGGUAAAGGAUCUUUUGGCAAUAAAUCGUAACAAAGUUAUCGGUGUUAUUCAAUGGAAUCAAUCUAAUAGAUUGGAAAAUAACUAGAACAUCAGUGUUUAGGUAGGAUGAACCUAGGAAAGAUGCUAUAACAAUUCACUGUAAUACAAGCAAAACUAGCAUGUUUAACUAAGCUGGUUGCAGCUUUGUAGGAACCAUUAGCAAUAUUCGAAAAUCAAAACAAAGGGUUUUGAUGUGUAAAAUGAAUAUUGAGUUC